Molecule: messenger RNA, 5513 nt
Organism: Leptidea sinapis
Lineage: Eukaryota; Metazoa; Arthropoda; Insecta; Lepidoptera; Pieridae
Exons: 7
Coding region: 354-5399 (1681 amino acids)
Source: RefSeq, a predicted model, not a curated record
ACUAACUGUGUUAAGUAAUAAAUAGUAAAGAGAUCGUAAAUAUUAUCGCGCAUGUACUUACCCAUGUGUGUCCUUGUUUAAUAGACUGUAGCGCCUAGUGGGCGCGAUGUCUAUAUUUUCUAUGUCAAAGGUACCUAAUCAAAAAACUUAUAUUUUUUACACGUACAGCGUACCUACUUGGAGUUUCAACCAAUCUGAUUCGAACUUUGAAUAGUUGUCAGAUCUUAACACAGUUUGGCAACGUUGUCUUAAAAUUUACAAUUUUGUUGAUUAUUUUGUAUAAAGGUUUUUUUCUUGUAUUUCGUAUUAGCGCUUUUAAACAUACAUCCUACUUUCCCUUUGGUAAAUAAAACAUGUUGGUCAGUGAAUCAUCCGAGGAAUCUGACGAUACUCUCUCACUAAGCCGUAAAGUAUUUAAACCGACAGCCAUAAAUAAUAUUUGUAACUAUGAGCCUGCGAACGAACUGUUAAAUACUAUGGCGAAAACGCACCCAUUUCAAGGUGAUAAACUAACAGAGAACGAUUUGAUAGUGUUAUACAAAAAUUUCGACGUUGGAACCAAGCUUAUGACAGAAGCGAAGGCUUCACAGACAAGACCUUCUAAUCAAUAUGUUGAAAAUAUAGUAUAUAAAGACGACGUGGAGUCGGAUGACUCUGAGAUUGGAGACCUCAACAAUCCUGAUGACAUUCGCGAUAUGUUCAUAAUAAACAGUGAACAAAUAGACCUAUUUGAUAACAACACUUCAAUAAACAAUCUUUCUCAAAAAUUUUGUAAGGUCGAUAUGCGAUCGUCCACGGGAGCCAAGGCUUAUGACAAUCAAUUUAUUUUCAAAGAUCCAUUUAUUCGAGACCAGAUAAGAGGACUUCUAUCUGACACAGACAGAUAUAAAAAUGACAGUUUUUUGUUUCCUAGCUCAUUAUUAGAUUACAUCUGUUGCAAACGCUUAGAAGACAAUGGUGAUUUCUAUAUGGAUACCAUAAUAAAAUAUGUGCAGAAUACUAUAGAGCACCUGAAACGAAUAAGUAAUGGCGACUAUUUGACCGACCGAGCAAAGGAAAAGUGGAGGGAGGUGAAUGACAUCGCAGAAGUUACUAAAACUGUUUUAUGUAACUCCAUAAGUAUUCCAAUACGCAUUGAUAGAAAAACAAAUCUUCUAUGCAGCACAAAAACAACUUGGGAAGACGGAGUACAUUCUGAAGUAGAUUUUAGAUAUUUAUCCAAAAUAUUGGAAAAGAAACUUGUAUUAGAGAUACCAAGAAUAAUUUGUGGUUCUUUGAAAUUGUUUGACCAGCAGAGCAAUGAAAAUCUUAUUAUUCAUUGCAAGAAGGAAUCUCCUCUUGGUAACCACAAAAAAGAAUCUGGCGUAGACGUUGUUUUAAAAUUAGAAAGAUCAGCAUCGGGAAAAUUAAAUAAACUUAAUUCUAUAACGAUUCUGCAAAACUGUACAGCCUUGGUACCUUACAUUGAAAAUCCCUUAAAGGUACUUACUAUGUCAUCGCAAUAUGAAAAUGAAGUCAAUCAAGAGUUGGCGGAUGGUAGAGUUAUAGAACUAGAUAAUGACGGUGUUUUAACAAUCAGUGACGGGACGCCAGAAAGCAUGAAUUCGACAAAUUAUAAUAUAUAUGAAGAGUCUAUUAUUGGUAUUGAUACCGAUGAAAGCAUUUCUUCAAGAUAUAGCGAAGAAAGAUACCGUACCUUGAGUGGAUAUGAUACGAUAGAAUACGGCUCUAGAAAUAAAUUAUACAGUGAUGAGCAAACGGAGGCUAACUUAAGUGUGCUGAACCCUGAUGAGUUAAAAUGUAAUGUGGAAAGUGUAAACCAGCAACCUCCAGUGCUUGAAGAAAAUAUAAUACCCGCCUCUAGUAAGAAGUCACCUAUGAGAGUAAGAAUUAAAUCACCAUACGAAAAUUCUUCACUGUUGCUGGAGGAAAAGAAGCGGAGGAGACUUUUAGAAAUACGACAACAUCGUGAAAAUAAAAAAAAACUUUUGAAUGAAUAUACUAAAAUAUCUAAACAUAAGAAGGGUAAUACUGCAAUAAUGGCCCAAGCUUCAAAUUCUGUGACUAAACUUUCUAUUACUAACAAGUCUUUUUAUAAUUCAAUAUACGGCCAGGCCAAGAAUACUGAAAAAGUUUUAAAUAAAAACCAAAAAGUUAAUAAAAAGGAUCUGAUUACCGUGAUGGAACAAGAUAGCUGUGAAGAGGUUAUUCUAAAUAGGUCCACAACAACGGAUGCAUAUAAAGAAAAGUACAUAAAUCAUAGUUAUUACUUGGACGAUGCGGAUACACAAGUUCAACAUUUACAAAUCAAACAGUCGGAAAUGAACGACUCGGGGGAGGCUUGCCCAACAUCGACGUCGGUGGUAUCCCGUUUUAGUAAUAAUUCAAUUCCUUUCAAGAGUACUAUAAACACAAAUUCUAGCACCACACAUUUAAGAUACAUGGAGCCAGAAGAUGUGACAUUGUCAGAAAAUAAUGGUACUAAAAAUAUUGCGAAUAUUGGUCGUAUCCUAUCACCCAAAUUAGAUGUGGCUAAUAUAACUGCAACCACAACGUCAGUGGAAUGUAGAAAAAGUAUAGAUAAAUUAUAUAAUCUCAUAAACACAUUUGGAAAGAAUGAUGAAAGGUCCCUCGAAGCGCGGAAUAUGACCACUCAGGAUAAUUCUGCAAGACAAGAUCAAGAAAGCAUUAAUUCUAUUAUUCAGCCCAGUGAUAGUGGUACCAGUAUCAAACACCGCAUAACCAGUUCAAUACCAAGCUGCUUUAGUUUCGAUAAAACGCCGAACCAUAACGCUUCGCUUAAGAAUAUUGUCAAAAAAGAUGAAAAUAUUAAAGUAACCGUAGCUCCAAAAGUCAUAAUAAGCAGUAAAACACAAGCUGCAAAACCCAUUGAGGAAAAAGGUAAAAAAGAUAAGAGGUCUAUCACAAGUCCAAGAAAAGUGAAUGAAAAUCCACUGAAAGCUAUUUCACAAUUAUUGCACAAAUUUGAAAGUGUCCAGAAGUCUCGUCACAAAGAGGCUCCAGAAACAAAAGAAAACAAAAAAGUUGAUGUUCCUAUAUAUAGCAAAAGUUAUCGUCGACAAGUUUCUUUCAAGAAGCCGAUGGAAGCAGAUCAACAUACGAAAGAAAACGAGACUCUUAAUAGAACUAACAGUUAUGAGAGAAGACCUAAAUUGCCAAGUCCUCCAGUUCAAGCUUUGAGAUACCGAAACACAAAAUUUUUUGAAGAAAAACAAAAUGAUAAAUUAAAUAGACGUAAAAUAUCGGAUAUUAUAGACGAAGCUAAAGAAGCUAAAGGUGAGGCAAUCAGGGGACCGCCUAAAUUUGCAUCACGAAUAGACAGUCUGGCUCAACCAAAGAAAUCAUACAUUCAAAGUCGUCAUGACCAAUAUCAAAGUCGGACCACUAAAAACAUUACACAACCAAAUAAACCGAAAAUUGUAGUAAACACUCCUAUUCCAGCGGCCACUGAAAAAUCCGUAACACAAAAUGUAAGAUCAAAACAAAAAAGAACAGAAAAUGAAGUCUCAAAUCAGAAAUUUCAAUCCAGUAUAAUAUCACGUUUAGGAUCUCGGCGGUCAGCAAGCAGCAGCCCCGUCAGAAGCCGCAAAGUCUCACCAGUGUCAGCUUUCGCAACGUCCUUUAAAUAUAACGUACCAGAUACACCAUUAGAGACGAAGAUGGUAGCAGUGGAAUCGUACGUAAACAAUCAUUAUGGGCGUGUUUCCCCAUCGACUGAAUUGGAUUUACAAGACAGAGCACAGACUGCACGUGUUCCACUGAUUCCUACAGAUAUUGUUACAGGCUCCUCACCUUCAUCCCCGGCUCCAGAAGAAUCCCAAACACUUGGGACACAAUUACAUUCUAUGAUUUAUACAAUGUUAAAUGGAACCAAUGCAGCGAGGUGUGAUCUAGGUCGAUCAAAAAAUUUAGACGUGCAAAAUUUUGAUGAAACGUUUUCAGACAAUAUAGAACAAGACGGUGAUGUGAUAUCAAAUACCGAGUUUGCUAUUGACGUUUCUGGAGAUAAAAAUAUAGCAACAGCUGUAUCUAGCUAUAACUCUGAUUUUAGCAAAAUACAAUUUGGUAUUCAGCCUUUUAACUCAUCAGCUGAGUUAGCGAGACUAGAGACUGCAUUAUACCGACGUUUAUCAGGAGGUAAUUUCAGUAAACGCCUGAGAAUAAAAAAUUUGACAUUGACGCCGAAACAUUCCUCACAGCAAAAUUUUGUAUUGCAAUCGGGUGAUGCUGGACCGCUUAUGAUUAGAUCAACAGUUUCGCAAAAUUUUAAUUGUAUUUCAAAGAAAGGUCAAACCGUGUCUGAAUUAAACAUUCGAACUGAACAUUCGAACGUAGACUGGAGCUUCGUGAAUUGCCCAUUGCAAGUUGCCACCGUAGCAUAUGCUUUGCCUGAGACUUCUGUUGAAAACAUAUUAAAUGGCAUGAAGUUGGUUCAAAAAACUAUAUCCAAGCACACCAGAUCAGAUCGAAAACCCGAAGUCGCUUCGCAAAAUGAUUACAUUAAUUUAUCUGAAAUAGUCAACACUAAUUUCGACACAUCGUUAGAGAAUAAUGAGCAAAAUGGUAUUCAGACAAAUGAAAAAUAUACAGAAAAUGAAGAUUUUUUGGCUGCUAGAGCUGAAAAAAGUAAUGAAGACAAUGUCAUUAAGAAAUUACACAAUGUGACGUCAUUAGAUAUACUUGUUGGUCUGCUAAAUGAAAUAAAGAACAUAACUUCAUGUCAAACGCACAUAACUCAAAAGGACGGAAGUUCAUAUUAUGACAGGGACAAUAUAGGACAAAAUCAGUUAAUGCAUAAUGAAACCUCUAAUCAAAAUAGUUCAGAAUUCAUAGAUUCACAGGGACUUCUUGAAACACCACCUUGCUUGAAUUAUGGUUCGACAAACGCAUCGAGCUCGAACAAUGAUUAUUCAUUGUGUAUUUCUAAGCCUCUCCAAGCAGAUAAAGAGGUUGCUGUCGACAUUCCUGCUCUCGAACUUGUGCACACAUUUACCGAUGUACCAUCGCGUUUCUUCCAAAGCUUUACUAAUCGGAGUAUAUGUGUUGCGAAUUCUGUUGAUAGUAUUCUGAAUGAACCCUCUCAUCAUUCUUCUACUUUCUCUUUAAUUUCCUCUGAUUAUGAGACACUUUAUUCGAACUCAACAUUAAACAAAAUUAUUGAACUUCCUCAAAAAAAUCCGUCUAGAUUGCAACUUGCGUUAAAGGAUGCCGUUAUCGAUAAAAAGUUAGUUGAGAAUAAUACAAUGCAGCUUAAUAAUUUCAGAGAUGCUGAUCAAAUGCUAAAAACAAAGAGAGACAUUUUGGUGACUGUUUAUUCAUUAUUUGUUUUAACUGUAUUUGCUGCCUUGUCCCUUCCCGAAUAUUUGCAAUAUAUGUGAAUACUUGAUAGAUACCUAUUAUUAUUAUUUUUAUCAAGGGAAUGUAGGAAUAAUAUAAUUGUGAUGUCCAUACUAUUGUUCUAAUUAAAUUAUUAAUAAAAACGUAUUAUUUUU